Anoplopoma fimbria (sablefish) is the source of this 3248-nucleotide messenger RNA. RefSeq names its product SWI/SNF related, matrix associated, actin dependent regulator of chromatin, subfamily c, member 1b (gene smarcc1b). The transcript has 28 exons. Gene Ontology annotation, cellular component: npBAF complex; nBAF complex; SWI/SNF complex. The record is from RefSeq and is a predicted model, not a curated record. Gene Ontology annotation, biological process: positive regulation of DNA-templated transcription. Gene Ontology annotation, molecular function: nucleosomal DNA binding; histone binding. Bases 94 to 2961 code for a protein of 955 amino acids. Lineage: Eukaryota; Metazoa; Chordata; Actinopteri; Perciformes; Anoplopomatidae.
ACAUCUCGCGAGAGAACGCGAGAAUACAAAAAAAAAGCUAGCCAGCGCGCUAGCCAGUUUUGUUCUCCUGUUUGAGAUAAAUCCUGUUUAAUUAUGGCCACAAUGUCGGGAGGAACAAACCUCGGCACUCCUGGGACAAGCCAAGCCAGCUCCGCAACGUCCACACAUCGGAGAAAAGACAGCAGCCCUUCUUCUCGGUUCUGGGAGAGUCCGGAUACUUUAGCCCAGCUGGAGGUGGUGCGACAGUGGGUCGGGAAGCACUACAAAAAGUACGUGCUGGUGGAUGCUCCAUCGUGUCAGGCUCUGGCAGGAGUCACCCUGCAGCUUCUGCAGUUCCAGGAGGAUGCCUUUGGCAGACAAGCCACCGGUCCUGCUCUCACCAAACUGCCCGCACAGUGCUUCCUGGACCUGCGGCCAGGGGGUGGACUCUGCCACAUCCUUGGCACUGCCUACAAGUUCAAGGCUGAGCAAGGCUGGCGGAGGUUUGACUUGCAGAAUCCAUCAAGAACUGAAAGAAAUGUUGAGAUGUUUGGUGCUAUUGAAAGAGCCCUGAUCCAGAACAACUGUAUGUCAAUGCCUGUGGUGUAUGUGGACCCUACACUGGAUCAGGAGCUGGCAAGCAGACUUACGGAUAUUGUCACCAAACACCGGGGUACUCUCACUGAGGACCGAACGCUCGCCAGUCACCACAUCUACUCCUCACCUGCUUCUACAGAGGAAGAUGAUUGGAUGCGUCCUGUCCUGCGCAAAGACAAACAUGUCUUGGUACACUGGGGCAAGCACCCUGACAGUUAUGACAGUUGGCUGUCUUCAAGUGAUGUUGAACGAGAGGUUGAAGAGCCACCACAAUCAGAAAAGCCGUGGCGGGUCCAUGUCGGCUGGGUUCUGGACACAGAUGUUUUCAACGAGUGGAUGAACGAAGAAGACUAUUAUGUGGAUGAGCGGAAUGUACCAAUCAUUUUCCGCCAGCGCAUUCACCUCAGAGACGACCAGGACUCCAAAUCCACCCCCUCCAAAAAGAGAAGACGCUCCCCCUCUCCUCCCUCCUCUGAAGGCAGAAAGAAAGGAAAGAAGGGGAGAAGGCGCGAAAAGCAGGAGGAAGAGCGAGAAGAGGACUUGACCAAAGACAUGGAGGACCCUACACCUGUUCCUAACAUGGAGGAGGUUGUACUACCCAAAAAUGUCAACCUGAAGAAGGACAGUGAGAAUACUCCUGUCAAAGGGGGGAUGAUGGCUGACCUGGAUGAACUGGAGGAUGAUUUCCCAGGAAGGGAUGAUGAGGAGGGGAGAGGGGAGAUACCUCGCCUGUCAGAGGUAGAGGACAAUAUCACAGAACAAACCCAUCAUAUCAUAAUACCAAGCUACACAUCUUGGUUCAAUUACAACAGCAUUCACGCGAUAGAGAAACGCGCAUUGCCUGAAUUCUUCAAUGGAAAGAAUAAGUCCAAAUCGGCAGAAAUCUUCCUGGCAUACCGUAACUUCAUGAUCGACACAUACCGGCUCAACCCCCAGGAAUACCUCAGUUCGACGUCCUGCAGACGCAACCUCACUGGAGACGUCUGUGCUGUCAUUAGGGUUCAUGCGUUUCUGGAACAGUGGGGUUUGGUUAACUACCAGGUGGAUGCAGAAAGCAGGCCCCUCCCCAUGGGACCCCCACCCACCCCUCAUUUCAACGUACUGGCUGACACACCGUCCGGGCUGGCCCCCCUACAACACAAACCCCUGCAGGUGUCAGCCUCGCAGCACAUGUUGUAUUUCCCGGAAAAAAGCAAAGAGAAGCCUUCAGACUGCCAGAACUUUGGUCUGCGCUCCGACAUCUACACCAAGAAACACCCAAAGACUAAAGGUACAAGUGCAGGAAGGGAAUGGACCGAGCAAGAGACGCUCUUGCUUUUAGAGGCCUUAGAGGUGUACAGAGAUGACUGGAACAAAGUAUCCGAGCAUGUGGGCUCCAGAACACAGGACGAGUGUAUCCUCCACUUCCUUCGUCUGCCAAUAGAGGACCCUUAUCUAGAAGACUCCUCGGCCUCCCUUGGCCCACUGGCGUACCAGCCUGUGCCUUUCAGCCAAUCAGAAAACCCCGUCAUGAGCACAGUGGCUUUCCUGGCAUCCGUGGUGGACCCACGAGUGGCUUCAUCCGCAGCUAAGGCUGCACUGGAGGAGUUUUCCAGAGUGCAGGUGGAGUCGGUGGAUAAGAUCUCUGAAAUGUCCAACCAGCCUGACAAAACAGAGUCGAUGGAUGCAGAGAUAAUUGAAACAAACUCCACCUCCCAUCAGGUCCCUUUAAGGGUAGAUGGGCUCACGGUGGAACCCAUUCGGGCCAAAGUAGAGGGCGAACUAGUUAAAAGGGAAAAUACCGAAAAUAUAGUUACAGAGGAGAGAGAUGGAAGGGGAGAUGACGACGAGAGCGUAGGGAGGGGAGAUGUGGAUGAGGCGAGAGUGAUAGAGCAGGAUCUGGUGGAGGGCAGCGUCGUCACGGCAGCAGCAGCUGCUCUGGCCUCAGCUGCCACAAAGGCCAAGCACUUGGCAGCAGUAGAGGAGAGGAAGAUAAAGUCCCUGGUGGCUCUGCUGGUGGAGACCCAGAUGAAGAAGCUGGAGAUCAAACUGAGGCACUUUGAGGAGCUGGAGACCAUCAUGGACCGCGAGAAAGAGGCUCUGGAGCAGCAGCGGCAGCAGCUCCUGACGGAGAGACAGACGUUCCACACGGAGCAGCUGAAACAGGCAGAGAUAAAGGUUCGCCAGCAGAGGGAGCAGCAGGGGCAGCCGGGAUACACGAUGCAGCAUUCAGCCUUGCCUCCUCCUUCAGGCCAGCCCAUGCCCAACCGGAUGAUGCCUGGUGGAGGAAACGCCCAGGCGAUGGCCCCUCGACACCCAGGAGCUCCCAAUGGCAUGUACCCGUCCUCACAGCCUGAUGGGACAGCACCAGCUCAGCCGGGUCCUCCAGCAUCCAGUCACAGCUGAACUGACCAGAAAACAAGAUGCGCACACAUAUACAUACACCAGUCCGCCGUCAAAUGAAAACACACGUAUAACAAUGUAACACUGGCGAAAAAUGAUCAGGCAAUGUCAACUUUGUAACUCUUCAGUACUACUCCUAUGUUUAUAGACACACAAGCACAUAGACGCAGUUAAUGUGUAUUUGUUUAACGGCUCAGUCCGUCUUAUAUCUGUGAAAUAUUUGUGCUCUGACGUCAGAGUUGAGGAAUCUGAAGAUUGAACUCAGCUCAUUAAAGUUGUUUUACAUGAAA